This is a messenger RNA of Chaetomium fimeti, 1447 nucleotides long. RefSeq lists its product as uncharacterized. Lineage: Eukaryota; Fungi; Ascomycota; Sordariomycetes; Sordariales; Chaetomiaceae. The record is from RefSeq and is a predicted model, not a curated record. The coding region runs from base 272 to 1321 and encodes 349 amino acids. The transcript has 2 exons.
AGCGGUCGGCGGGCGGGCGUCAAGAGAGUAUCACGUUCCUAAACGCAGACCGAGGACAGGGUACUAGGGCAAAGGCAGAGCACGAAGUUGGCAACAUGUUAACAGCCCAUGACGAUGGAAUCAAUAUAAGAAUCGGGCAGGUAGCUGUAAGAUGUGAGGGAGUAGAGACUACCAUCAGCUUUAACCACCGCCUUCAUCCCUUAAGCCCCCCGAGCCUCCCCCCUCCUCCCCGAUUACUUGCGCAAUAUUUACCCUUCUGCCCAUCACCAAAAUGUCAAGCUCCAGCAGUGUUCAAGAGUUUGUUGUCCACGACGACUCAGCAGGCGUGGAGCUACCUCCGAGCUCGAGGCGAUACAGGAUGGUCGCCGCGAUGAUCCCCCUCGCGCUCUCUCUGCUCGAAACCAGGGAAGCCAGAUCCAGUUUGGCGCGCGUUGCAACGGACAUCAUCGAGGCACGCGAAGGCAUGACGGGUGUCUCGCGCCGCCGACGUCCUCCACAUAUCUACCAAGGCUCCCGGGACAAUAUGGGGGACUGGGUCGACGCAUUCCUCCGGAGUUUGAGGGAAAACUUUCCUUCUAUUCACAUCAGUCGAGCGGUCGAGGGCGAGGCCGAGACCUGGAAGUUCGACUGGGGCCGGGACAUGCGCGAUUACGUCGCAAGCGACGCGGGCAGGCUUUACCUGAGCGCGGCCAUCAUCGACAACAUGGGGAAUGCACAAGACCAGUCCCCGGCAGUUGCUCGUGACAGUUACGACCUGUUUAAGUUCCAGAUGGUUAUCAGCAUCGCCCACGAAAUGGUCCACCUCCUGACGGGGUUCAUCACUGGCACCAGGGAGCCCAACACCCCUCCGAGAAUCACCGCGGAGCCGUACAACAACCAACACGACGUUGGCGAAGCGGGAAGGUACUGGGAGAGCCGCUUCCUCGGGGGCUUCGUUGAAUUCUGGUCCGAGCCUUCCAACCCGCUCCGAGCUCGACAGGCGGGUGUGCCGUACUUGUUCGAAGCCGGACCCAAGCGCCACGCCGUAGGCCAGCGGGUGUCAAUGUCGUAUAUAGACGACUUUCUCAGAGGAAGGUUCACAUUCCCUAUCCGAGCCUCGAGCAGCGCUCCUCUUGUCAUACGCCGAGACCUGGAGAGGGAUGGGCGCUGCGAGACCACCGAUCUUCGUAAAUCGCGGGCAUUUCGUGACGCCGAACAGGUCAACUCGCCGCCGCCCGAGCAGUCAACGGACCCUGCCCGCAGGUACCGCGCCAUUAACCCGGACCCCAGAAACGGGUAUCCUGCUGCGGGUGGAGCCAGUCGACGCUAUUACUACUCCUAGCACCUUUUGACGUCUCUAUGCUAAGCUGGUCUUGGUGUUGAUGGGGGGUUGCGGCUAAUAAGUUGUGGCUUGUUGGGAGUUCUGGGAGUCUUGCUGCUGCGGCGAUUAGCUAUCAUUUUCAUUGUU